GCGCUAGUCAGUUUUUGUACGACCGCUCUGUUAGGGCUCGCAGCAUGGUGGACGAGUUGCACUAGAUUCCCACUGGCACGCAAUACUACUUAAAAGACUGUUAAUUGGUUCCAGUCUUUCAUUUAUGACCACAGCACAAGUAGUAAUGGAUACUGACAACAUGGUGUUUUCUGAAAAACAUAGUAAACCUGGUAUAAUAAUGCCACAUCAUAAGUGUCCUGUUUGUCCUCAUUCCUGUGCUUCUCAGUCUGGACUUAUAGUCCAUCUAACUACAAAACAUAAAGAGCGUUUGGCCGCUGUUUGCAAAAUUUGUCAACAGAUCUUCGCAUCGGAUGCUAUAGGUUCUCAUGUACUUACAUGCAAGGGUAGCUAUUCCUGUCCAUACUGUCGUGCUACGUUUUCGUCGCCCUCUUAUUUACAACGUCACAUCUCCAGGCGUCACGAGAUUUUUGACCGCCCCACCUGUAGUGUUUGUGGAAAGGGUUUCUCAUCGACCAAUUCAUUAGCUGUUCAUAAAAGAUUGCACCGAAAUUAUAUGCCAUACUACUGCCAGCUUUGCAGUGCUAAUUUCGCUCAGAAAAUCCACCUUAAAUUGCAUUUAGACUCUCAUCAUGCCUACGUCGAAUUGGAUGAAACACCGAAACCUUUUGUUUGCAAAACCUGCAAUCGUGGAUUUCUGUUUAUUAUCAGUUUGCAACAACACCUAUUACAGCAUUGUAAGCUUAGUCCUAAAAAGUUACUGCCAUGCAAAGUCUGUAAAAAAAACUUUGCUCACCAAAGUGAACUAGAACGCCAUAGCAUCAUUCACACCAAGUGCUCACCAUACCAGUGCUCAUUUUGUUCUCGUACGUUCACGCGUCCUAACUUGUUGAAAAACCAUGUUUUGUUACACACCAAUCCAAGUCUUCUAACCUGCUGUUACUGCUCUCGAGUCUAUGCUUCUCGUUCUUAUUUGCUACAGCACAUAGAGAAGCAUGAAGAAAAACUGCAAAUAUCUCCAAUUUCGAGUUUAAGUACAACUUCCAUUUCAGAGAUAGAAACGAGUAUCCUUGACGAUUGCAGAGUAAAUGUACCAAAGCAGAUGAAUAAGGUAAGUGGAAUAUAUGUCCUGGUAUGUAAAUUUUCAGGUAUGUGAAGGUUCGACAUUCAAGGACUUAUGUAAUGAUCAAAUCGCUUCCCCAGAUGUCGGCUUUUUACAUGCGUUGUUAUAUGGACAAAAUAUGAGUUGAUUUUUCAAAUGAUUGAUACCCAGGCUGUUACAUAUAGUUAGACUUUUAUCAGUGAUUUAGCUUCCUAGUCUUCCCUAGUUUAGUAUUCUCUCAGUCCACAAUCUCCGAACUAUACAAAUCGAUUUCGUGUUCUAGUUAAUUUUCAUUUAUGUACGUUGAUUUUAAAUUGGAUUGCAGCAAACAUUUCGCCAUCAGCUGAUUACAACUUAUUGCAUUUUUAGCUUUACAAGUCUUUCGAGGAUAGCUCACCUUUCCGAUUUGCAGUAAUCUAUCUGAGCAUUUCUUAUUCUUAUCUAACUUUUACGAAAUUUGCUUCAUCUUAUUCUGUAAUUGCUACUUAAAACCAUUUAAGUUGAUUAAAUGACUAUUUAUUCAUUAGAUUUACUUCCUGCUCGCACUACAUUUCAUUUUGUGAUAGUUAUUGUAUUUACCAAGUGUUACCAAAUUCUUCGACGAGCAGUUGCAACCUAGGUCCUAUGCUUUCGUUUUACAAUCAUAAUCCGGUUCUUUUUUGAACCUUGUGUCUUUCUGCGGAGUUGGAAUCGCAGUUAUGCUUUUAUGCGGUCUUCAGCUCCUUUCCAACUUUCUCAGUGAUGAGAAGAUUAUAAGUCAAUUUUUGUCCGUUCUUCAUUCAUGUACGUCAUUUAUAUUUUUGUAAGUUAUCGACCGGACUUACAUAAUGUCAGGGCAUAGCUGCCUGAUCGAUAUCGUUUGGUUUUUAUAUGUAUCUCUUUUUUGAUUUUUUUUACACUGCUCUUAUGCAUUUUACAUGUUUUCUGUAAAAAAUACUGUUUACAAUAAAUAAUUAUCAAACUU
Schistosoma spindalis is the source of this 2045-nucleotide messenger RNA. Lineage: Eukaryota; Metazoa; Platyhelminthes; Trematoda; Strigeidida; Schistosomatidae. The record is from the annotation of a GenBank genome assembly.